Molecule: messenger RNA, 4158 nt
Organism: Oncorhynchus keta (chum salmon)
Lineage: Eukaryota; Metazoa; Chordata; Actinopteri; Salmoniformes; Salmonidae
Product: ubiquitin carboxyl-terminal hydrolase 17-like protein B
Exons: 12
Coding region: 158-2281 (707 amino acids)
Biological process (GO): protein deubiquitination
Cellular component (GO): cytosol; nucleus
Molecular function (GO): cysteine-type deubiquitinase activity; cysteine-type endopeptidase activity
Source: RefSeq, a predicted model, not a curated record
GUGAUGAUUUAUGACUAGGAGAGAUGACAGUUGCACUAUAAUAGCUUUCGUUUUCUUCGAAGCUGACAACAAAUAACCAUAGACCAAAGCGCACCAACAAUAUAUAUUCUAAGCGGCUGCUUCUUUUCAAAUAUACUGCUCAUACGUGGAUGAGAGUAUGGAUUAUUUAGACAUGAUGGAUCCCUUUCGGAUCUACCAACACUAUUAUCCAAAUGAGAACGUGAACACAGACAAUAAAACCAUACCCUAUUAUGGUUUGCACAAUCAAGGGGCAACCUGUUAUUUGAACAGUGUGCUGCAGGUCCUCUUCAUGACUAAGGGCUUCAGAGAGGCUGUGGAAAGCCAAGAGCAGGAUAAUGUUGAACAGAACACUUUUGAUCUUCAGCUGAAAUGUUUAUUUGAGACUUUAAAGAAAAAACAAGCUCACACUAAAGAUGUCACAUCAAAACUGGGCAUUGAAAGGGUGUUCGAGCAAGGGGAUGCUGCUGAAUAUUUUGAGAGGAUUUUAAGCAAGGUCAAUCCGGAUGUGUCUAAGAUAUUUCAAGGACAUUUGAAGCACACUGCCACCUGUUCUAUAUCUGACCGUCAUGUGAACAGUGAGGAAGUUGGUCCAUUUUGGACUGUGCCUCUCUCUAUGGAAGAGAACCACUACAGUGUGAGAGAUGGUUUUGAGGAAUUUUUCAAGUCUUCAACUGUCAGUGGUGACAAUCAGAUGUACUGUGACCACUGCGAUGGGAAAACAGAUGCAAUCCUUACAUGUAAGAUGGUACAUCCCCCAGAGAUUCUAACUCUGCUCCUCAAGAGGUUUGAGUUUGACUACAACAGGAUGUCUUAUGUCAAAAUUGAGAGCUGUGUGGAGGUGCCUCGAAUGUUACAGACAAAGGACUGUGACUAUGAACUCUAUGCAGUUGUGGACCAUGUGGGAAGUCUAAGAGGUGGACAUUACACUGCUAGAAUCAAGUCCUAUGAUGAUCACAACUGGUAUGUGUUCGAUGACAGCUACGUCACACAGCUCAAUUCAAAACCAUUUGAACAAGAUGGGAGUUUUAGGUCCCAGAGUGCGUACCUGCUUAUGUACAGGAAAUUGGAUUCUCCAGAUCGUCAGAUGAACCAUGAAACCGAUCACAAAUGUUCACUCAGUGACUCUCAACAAUCCACUCCUUCCUGUUCCUUUGAGAUGGGAGCCAGCGGAACAAGAGAAGAAGAAGAAGAAGAAGAAGAAGAAGAAGAAGAAGAAGAAGAAGAAGAAGAAGAAGAAGAAGAAGAAGACAGAAAAGUUCAAUCAAAUCAAUCUAUCAAUCCAGUUGACUUGGUAGGGAGAACAGAAGCUGUCCCAGAGGAAAGACAGGAUGAUGAUGGAAAGGUUGGUGAUAUGAUAAGACAGAUGAACAUCAAAGAUAUGAGUGGAGAGGAUAACGUUGUUGCUACUGAUGAUAAAGACAAUUUGUUUAAUGGAGAGAAAGAACAGAAAGUAGGGGAUGAUGUUGUUGGACAAAAAGAACAGGAAGGUGAAGUGGCCAACGUUGAGAUGCAAAUGAAUGAUGAAGGGAGCAGGGAAGAGGGAAUGACAAGAAAGUAUCAUGGUGUAAAAGGAGAACUGGAAGAAAGGGAGGAGGAAGGUGGACAGAAUCGAAGAGAUAAGGCAAGGAAAAGGGAGGUUAUAGUUGUGGAUGUUGUGGAUGAAGCUGGACAGAAUCGAAGAGAUAAGGCAAGGAAACGGGAGGAAAUUGUUGUGAAUGGAGAUCAUAUCUUGGAAAAUGGAACAGAGGGUGAUGUGAUGAGUAGAACGGAGGCGGUUGUGACGGACAGAGAUGGAGAUGAUAAUGAGAGAAAGAGGAAUAGAGAUGGUGCAGAAAAGACAAAGCCAGGUAGAAUAAUAGAUGACACUGGGGAUGGUAGAACAGCAAAAAAAAAUGGUGGUGAGUUAAAGACAAUACAGGUUGAAGUGGCAAAGUUAGGAGAGGAUUGUGAUGUGACAACGAUGAGCCAAACUAACCACAGUAAAUCUCCCAGUUCAGUUCAUAUGUUUCAGAACAGACUGACAGACAUCCCAGAGGAAACAACCACAUGCUUUUGCUUCAAGAGUAUAAGAGGGAGAGGGGAAAAGAGGAGUGAACAUGACAAAGGGAAGAAAGGGAAAUUGGAGAAGAGUAGAAAAGGUGAAAGGAAGAGUAUGUUAGGAGGGCAGAGUAGAAAAGAGAAAAAUAAGGAAAAGGCAAAUAGAAAAAAAAUUGAAAAGAGAAGAGAGGAGGAAAUAAAGAAAAGCUCAAAGAGAGAAUAGAGGAGAAAAAGAAGAACCCAGUGGGAAAGAGAAAAGGUUACCUUUAUAAGUUUAAAAUUAUACUAAUAAAUAGAAUUGAAUGAAAAUCAUGAGAAUGGUUCUAUCUCAAAAAUUAAGUAAUGAACUUUGAUGGUAUUCUCAAUUGAACCAAACAAGGAUUAGUGGGACAGCUGUGAUAAAUUGCUCUUCUAAUUUUGCCAGACUGACAUGGCUUGGCAUUGUGCUUGUGUAUAUAGAUUCAAACAGAGCUAUAGUGGGCACCGGUUGUGAUAAUGAAAUAAUGGUAAUGGCAUUAACUUCGGAUCUGAAUAAUGUAAGGAAUCAUUUUUGUAAUUUAUACAUUUAAUAGAAUUUCAAACUGGAUUCAAAUGACCCUUUUUGUCUCCCCCUGCUUCACACUACCGGCUCAAAUUCAACCCACAUCUUAGAAACUUUCACUUUCCAUCUUUCCAUAACACAUGCUUGAUGUCACGGUUCAGUUCACCAAUUCAGUUCAUGCCAUUGAUCCUUGAACAUCUCUGAUACAGAAUCAUCAUAAUCACUGUUGCCUUGCAAAGAAGAUAUGAUUGGAACUCGAAAACAUUAUACUUUUAUUGAAGUGGUGGAUUAUUUUGAUCACAUUCUCUCAGGCUGGCUAGAUGUUUAUAAUCCCAGAGUGCACAGACUUAGGUACACUGACCUGGGAUCUAACCCUGACCCUUUGACUAUCACCUUGGCAAUAGGUCACAAAACAGGAAAAUAUCAAAACAGAGACAGGUCAUUUCUGAUCAUGUGAUUGACUACACCUGAUACCUGCCAUAUACAGGUGUACUGGGAUGUCCCUGGUUGGCUCAUGUUCUCUUCCCUUAGAGUUGACCUAGUUUAACUUUCCACCCUUUUGUCCUCUCAUUUAUAAUAUGCUACACACACACACACACACACACACACACACACACACACACACACACACACACACACACACACACACACACACACACACACACACACACACACACACACACACACACACACACACACACACACACACACACACACACACACACACACACACACACACACACACAUUAAAAUACAUCAAAGAGAAGUAGUGCUCAUUAUCUGGUCCCCAAGUUGCCACACCAAUAACAAACAAUACUAUUUACUGUGCCACACAGAUUGCAAAAUAGUUGGCAAGAGAUUUUUGAUGUACCGAUUCCAUGGUACAGGGUGUUUGAGCUGAUAUAUAAAACAACGCAAGAUUCAAGACUUCGUGCUUUUCAGCUAAAAUUAUUAUAUCGAAUUCCUGCCACCAACAAAAUGUUGAAUAUUUGGGACAUAAAAUCAUCGAAGCUCUGCAGAUUUUGUUUGUGGGGAUCCAGAAUUAAUAGACCAUUUAUUUUGGUAUUGCCCUCAGGUUUCUGGUCUGGCUGAAAAUGCAUAGCAUUGAUCUAAAAUUGACCCUAUAAAUAGUACUGUUAGGAGAUCUGGAGAGACUGGGUCAGUCAAUUACUAAUAUACUAAUACUCUUAGUAAAAGUAUUUAUCUUCAACACGCAGUCUGUAGAUUCUAUUCGAUUAGAUAGAUUGAAAUUGUACGUUAAACAUCAUAGCAUAGUUGAAAGAUAUGUGUUGCGUAGAAACACGAAGUGGGUGGCCAGCAGAGAUAGAUGGGAUGGGCUGAUGGAAGCUGAGGGUUGGUGUGUGGAAAUGGAGACAAGUGGGAGUGGAGUUGCUGUGUGAGAGAGAGAAUGAUGGUCAAAAGAUAACAGGGAAAAAAGCCUAAAUAAAACAUAAUAAAAGUACAUUUGAAUGACACUAAGUGGCAGUGUUUUUACAACUAAUGCCGGUUUGCCUGAGGCUGAUGCCGUGCAGGUGUUUGUACACAUGCAUAUACACACA